Messenger RNA from Crotalus tigris (Tiger rattlesnake), 4417 nucleotides. RefSeq names its product zinc finger protein 345-like. The coding region runs from base 732 to 2972 and encodes 746 amino acids. The record is from RefSeq and is a predicted model, not a curated record. Gene Ontology annotation, biological process: regulation of transcription by RNA polymerase II. NCBI's taxonomy places the organism in Eukaryota, Metazoa, Chordata, Lepidosauria, Squamata, Viperidae. Gene Ontology annotation, molecular function: RNA polymerase II cis-regulatory region sequence-specific DNA binding; DNA-binding transcription factor activity, RNA polymerase II-specific. The transcript has 3 exons.
AUCUAUCAGGGUGCUGCUAUGCCAUCUUUCCUGACACUGCUCCUGGCCUUAAUCCAUUGCUGCAGUUUCCACCCAACAGUUCAGUUUUGGAAGUGGCCAGCCUCUUUCCUUAUCUAAAGGAAAUAGAUAAGCCAGGCUUAACAUUUCGGCAAGGGGAGGGGGGCUUGGGUUGAUUGAACGAUGCAGUAUAGUUGGUUUAUUGGUGGGGAGAGAUUCCUUGGUUUUUAUUAAAUUGUGAUAUGCCUAUCUGUUUAUGGCCACAAUCCUGGUUGGAAGAGACUCCGAGGGCUGCCAAAGGUAAGCAGAUAUGUUGUUGGGCUGUCCCAUGAGGUGACACAAAAGUGAUACUGCCUGUGGACACCCUUGCUUGAGGCUGAAGGUACCCACCUCUGAUUUAAUAUUAUUUGGUCUGCAUUGCCAUAACCCUGGAGCUUCUUAGAAUAAAGUUCUUCCCAUCUUCUGCUAUUUACUCUUUUAGCUAGGAACCGCCAGGACUUGAGCUCGUGAUUGCUUGCAUGUAAAAUCUUUGAACUCACUUAAAUCUGAAGUGGGUAUCUUAAUGAUUGUGGAGCCAAUGCAGAAUAGGAUUAGGGCACUGGACCAGGUUCAGGCCAGGUUCAAAAUUCCCACUCGAUCAUGGGGCUCACUGGCUAUCCUUUAGCCAGUUCCUCUUUCUUUCCAACCAAUCUCAUAGAUUUAUUAUUGUAGGCAUCAAAUGAAGGGAAUAUCUCAUGUUUGCCUCCUUGGUGUGGUGUGCCUUGAUAUCUUCUGACCUGCAACCUCCAUUUCUCCCACCUGCAGCGGAGGAAAUAGCAAUCAGUUGGCCUAGGAUAACUGCCUUUGCUGAAACUCACAGAAGAAGAGGACUGGGGCCUGUCAUGGAGUCUGAACGGAGCCAAGCACCGCAGGCCCAGACGCAGAACCAGGCGGCCGCCACAAGCGAAAGUGGACUCAAUGCUGACCUCCGUCGCCAGCUGGGCUUCAUCCUGCAGACGGCUGGCCGGAGCCAAGUGGAGAAGAUGCUGCGGGAGCUGGUGAAAGAGCAGAGCCAGGAAGAGAAGCGGAAAACAAGGAAGAAGGCACCUAACAGCCUCAAAGAUGAAGCUGCUGGGGAGAAUGAAGAAGAGCUGCAGCCAGAACAAGACUGUGUGGAAAAGGAGACACCACCAUCAAGGAGACCUAUCAGCCCAGAUGAGGCUUGUGCAAGCAGCAAUUGGAGCCCGCGGAGCCCAGAGGACCAACAGCCUCCUCAAGACUCUGCUGUGCAUCAGCAGGAAGGGAAGAAUUCCGACAGCCACAGGCAUCUGGAAAAGUCUGGGGUGUGUGGGGAGCAUGGGAAGAAAAGCACGAGUGGUAGUGGUCGAGGCCACGGCAUGCCCACACCAGAAAAACCACACCAAUGCACCAAGUGUGGACGUUGCUUCCGGCAACACUCCAUCCUGGCUAAGCAUCAGAAGAUCCACACUGGGGAGAAGCCCUACCUAUGUAUGGCUUGUGGCAAGCGAUUCAACCGCAGCUCCAACCUGGUGCAGCACCAGCGCGUGCACACAGGGGAACGUCCCUUUCCCUGCACAGCCUGUGGCAAGGCUUUCACCCAGAAAUCGGAUCUGGAGCGUCAUCAGCGGGUGCACACAGGGGAACGGCCAUACACCUGCCAGGAGUGUGGGAAAUGCUUCUCCGUCAGCUCCCACCUUGACCGACACAGGCGCAUCCACCAGGACAACCCUCAGGAGCAGCCAUCGGCCGCCUCUCUAGUCCCUGCUACCCACUACUGUCCCGACUGUGGGAAAUGUUUCAGACAUCGCUCUUCUCUCUCUAAGCACCGUAAGACCCACUUGGGAGAGCGCCCUUACCCCUGCAGUGCCUGUGGCAAGCGGUUCAGCCGCAGCUCCAACCUGGUACAGCACCAGCGCAUUCACACAGGGGAGCGCCCGUUCCCUUGUGCCGACUGUGGCAAGAGAUUCAUCCAGCGUUCUGACCUGGAGAGACACCAGCGGGUGCACACCGGGGAACGCCCCUAUACCUGUUCUCAGUGCGGCCAGGGUUUUUCUGUGAGUUCCCAUCUGGACCGGCACCAGAGAGUCCAUCAAGCCUUUGCAGCGGCUGCAGCUGCCCAUUGCUGCCCCAAACCUGUUAAAGGGUUCCUCCUCAGCAGUGGGGCCAAGCAGACCCUGAAAUACCAGCCGUACAACGGCAAAGGACGUCUCACUCGCAGCAGCCAUUGUUUGGACUGUGGGAAGAGCCUGAGCAAGGUUCCCACUCAGCCGCCGGGGCUUGUGGUGGAGAAGCCCUACAAGUGUGAGGGUUGUGGGAAGGCCUUUGCCCAGCGCUCAGCGUUGAUGAAGCACCAGCGCAUCCACACCGGCGAGAAGCCUUUCUCGUGUGGGGAGUGUGGCAAGGGCUUCAUCCAGAAGUCGGAUCUGACCAUCCACCAGCGCAUGCACACCGGGGAGAAGCCGUAUCGCUGUGACACCUGUGGCAAGUGCUUUAGUGUCAGUUCCAACUUGCUGACUCACCAGCGCACCCAUCUGGGGGAGAAACCCUACGCCUGUGGGGAGUGUGACAAGGCCUUCGUCCAGCGCUCGGAGCUGACCAUCCACCAGCGCGCACACACUGGGGAGAAGCCCUACAAAUGCAGUCUCUGCGGCAAAUGCUUCAGCCGCAGCUCUCACUUGAACCGUCACCGGCGUACCCACGGUGGCCAGAAGGACUCACCUGGUCCAGUCCCUUCCCCACUGCUUGCCCCCAACUCCCACAAGCCAGCCAUUCCUCUGCCCACCUCCCUCUUCUCCACCUCCUUUUCGUCUUCCAGCCCUCUCCCUCCCUUACCUGCCUUCCCUUCCUCGCCCUCCCCUCUUCCCUUUCCUGCUUUGGAGCUGCCUUGGACCCUCCCCUUCCCAUCCCAGGGUUUUCCCCAUCCGGCCUAUGUGCCCCCUGCUCCAGACACAGCCCAGGCUUCUCUAAUCAACUAAUUUUUGCCUCUUCCAGCCUCUUCUCCCCGUGUCCUCCUUCACUUCCUUCUAGCUGCUCUCCCAAAUUCUUUCUGGUUUUGCUUCUUCCUUCUCCCUCCCUGUCGAUUGAGCUCCGGUCUCUGUUUCCCUGCUCCAAAUGAUUUUCACUGGCUACCCAGGAUGAAACUGGAAAGGAGAAGCAGGCAGAAAUGGGGAGUGUGCAUCACAGUGAAGCAGAUGGCUCCAGGGCUGUAUAACAGAGGGGCUCAAUCCUUUCCUUCUUGCUGCCUUCUGCAUUGUUGUGAGACAGUGUCAAACUCUCCGUCCUCCCACCAGGACUAGAACCCCCUGGGUACCAGCUUGGCUAGAAAAGAAAGGAAGUUGGCAGCUCCAGUAGCAAGGAUGCUGGUAAGCCUUGUCAGGUUGGGAGGGGGACGUUAGCAGCUUGCCCGAUGAUACCAGCCCAGUCAUCUGAACUGUCCCUACCCUAGAAUAUUUAAUGGUCAUUCCUCUCUUUCUAGCUAACCUUGUCUAUGCAUCUGGCAAGACAAGAAAGAAGGAGUCACCAUAUGGUACAAUAUCCUGUCCCUUUGCAGAAUGCAUGGCAAGGAAUCGCACUUUUGAGACUGCUUUAUCCGACAAAACUCCAUGCAAUUGGAAAAACUGGGUAAGGAGUUUUUUUCUCUCUUGGAUAUAUGAGCUUCUGCCCUGCUGUGUGCACAUGUCUGUGGGAUGGGGGAGAAAGAAUUUGAAUUUGAUAGUAUCUCACUACAUUCUGAUGUACUCAAUUUUUUCUACGCAGAAGAAGGUGUUUGCAAGGAGGGGCAAAAAAAUUAUGAGGGCAGACAUGACCACAGCAUGGAAGCCCCAUCCUUUUCUAUGAGCUGUGGUGGCACAGUGGAUAGAAUGCAGUAUUGCAGGCAAACUCUGUUCACUGCCAGGAGUUCAAUCCUGACCAGCUCAAAAUUGACUCAGCCUUCCAUCCUUCUGAGAUCAGUAAAAUGAGGAUCCAGAUUGUUGGGGCAAAUAUGCUGACAUUAUAAGCCACCCGGUGAAUGCUAUAAAGUACUGUGGUGGGGUACAUAAAUCUAGUGCUGUUGCUAUUUCUCUGUGCAUUGAAACAAGGCUAAAAAAUGAACAGGGUAUCAGUUGAAUGGUGGUGGCCACCAUCCUGACUUUUUGGACCUGCAUGGACACUUUGUCCCUAUCUUGUCCAGAUUCCAUCCUGUGGUGUGUGCCACUCAGGCCAAAUCUUUAAUUCUUUGCAAAGAUUUGGGAAUCCUGAAGAUCAAAGUUUGGAAAACUAUUUCCUUCCAGAGGGUGCUAAACUACAACUCCCAGCAGUCCCUAUGAGCAGGGGCAGUGCUACAGUAAAGGAAGCCUCUUGGUGUAGUUCAGCUUGAGCAAAUUUUAAGUGCUCUCACUAGACUAGGGGUCUUCAAACUUGGCCCCUUUUAUGACUUGUG